Yamadazyma tenuis ATCC 10573 is the source of this 1386-nucleotide messenger RNA. It is a transcript of the gene CAC2, whose product is annotated as Cac2p. Gene Ontology annotation, cellular component: CAF-1 complex; nucleus. Gene Ontology annotation, molecular function: protein binding. Gene Ontology annotation, biological process: DNA replication-dependent chromatin assembly; nucleosome assembly. The record is from RefSeq and is a predicted model, not a curated record. NCBI's taxonomy places the organism in Eukaryota, Fungi, Ascomycota, Pichiomycetes, Serinales, Debaryomycetaceae.
AUGAACUCAUCCACCAUCACCGUCCACUGGCAUGAUGCCAAUCAGCCGGUGUACUCGGUGCUGUUCCAGCCGGAGGUGGGGCAGACGUCGCCGUCGCCGCGUCUUGCCACCGGUGGAGGCGAUAAUAAUGUGCGUAUUUGGAGACUCUCUCCACAAAACGACAAGUCUCCAGUGCAAUAUCUCAGUUCUUUAAAUAAGCACACCCAAGCAGUUAAUUGUGUACGGUUUAGUCCCGAUGGCACGCAGCUUGCUACCGCGGGCGAUGAUGGCACCGUGCUCAUAUGGACACUCUCGCCGACGCUAGUACGGGAGUUUGGUGAAGAAGACGAUGGGGCCGUCGAAUCAUGGACGUGUCGCACGGCGAUGCGGGCACUGACGCUGGAAAUCUACGACGUGUGUUGGCUGCCGUGUGGCCGGUACGUGGCUGCGGGGCUGAUGGACCACGCGGUGCGGUUCUACGACGUGAAACUGGGACUAAUGGUGCACCAAGCGGUUGUGCACAAUCACUAUAUCCAAGGACUCGCGUGGGAUCCCCUCGGGAAGUACGUGGCGAGCCAGGCCGCCGACUGUGGGAUGUGCUUGUACGAGCUUGGCGAAGACCAUGACGAAAAUUCUCUAUUUGUCACAGAAACUUACAAGCUGUAUAAGGCCGAUGUGCCAGGUAAACGGCUUAGUGAGGACCCGACUGCUACCACCAAACAUGCUGGUCUUUACCACCUGGAGACACUCCAGUCGUUCUUCCGCCGUCCGGCAUUCUCUCCAGACGGGAACCUCUUGGCUACGGCGGCAGGGGUGUACCGGCCUGAAGCCGAUGACGAGACGAAUACCGUGUACAUAUCUGUUCGUACUGCGUUCCACCGACCGGUGGUACAUUUGCCGGGGCUCAAGCGGCCGGCGGUGGCCGUACAGUUUCUGCCGUUGGUGUACGAGCGGCUGACGCCCACGGCGGUGUUUGACCUUGCCUACAAAAUGGUGUUUGCGGUGGUAACACAGGACUCGGUGGUGGUGUAUGACACCGAGCGGCUCGAGCCCUUGGGAGUGGUGCUGAACGUGCAUUACUCGACCAUCACCGACUUGGCGUGGGACCGCGAUGGCCAGCGGAUCAUGGUGAGCAGUGCUGAUGGGUUUUGUCUGGUAGUAAGGUUUGAUGAGGGUAUUUUCGGGAAGGUUGUAGAUUUAGUACACCCAUCGCCUCCAGCUGAGGUGAGAAUCGCGGUGGAAACGAAGGUGGUUGACACACCCGAGCCAGCGAGUCCAGAAAAAAGUCUGGAGACUCCGGACAAGUCGCCCGGCCCGUCGAUUAUCAACCUACUACAGACGAAAAAGAAGGAGAAGAAGCGGGUGGCUCCGACACCCGUGGAGACGGUGGAUUUGGAGACACACUAA